Messenger RNA from Dimorphilus gyrociliatus, 3288 nucleotides. Lineage: Eukaryota; Metazoa; Annelida; Polychaeta; Dinophilidae. The record is from the annotation of a GenBank genome assembly.
ACCGUAAUUGUUGCUACUCGUUUUCGGUUUAUACGGUCCGUACAAACAACAUCGUAUAAAUUCUUAACCCCGCCAACUACGUAUUUUAAAAGAAUAGAUAAAUAGAUGAAUAGAUAGAGAGAUAGAUAAUAGUAAAAGAAGGCAUAGAAAAGAGAGAAGGAGGGGGCAGGGAGGGUGAGAGAGAGAGAGAGAGAGAGAGAGAGAGAAAGAACAGAUAAUUCUUUUUCUCUCUCUUUUCACUUAAACUUUACCUCCCUCUUUCUCUUGGCUGCUUCUCUUCCCUUUUAUUAACGAGACUAAUGCAGAUAAGACUGUUGAAAAACGAACAAGAGAAAAAAUCACAAACGUCUAAACCAAUCUCUACACAGCCUUCAACUGAUUUAUUAGCCAUACAUUUUAACGUUAAAUGAAUUAAUUUCUAUAGUAUGAAAGACCUAAAAACAAGAAAAGGCGCGAAUUAUUGAAUAAUUUUAUAAACGAAUAGAUAAUGGAUUCUUUUUUGGCUUUUGAAGUAAAGUUUGUCGUUUCCCUCUAGUCCCAUUCCAUCCUUCUAUUGCCCGGCUACUGCUUUAAUAAAAAAGAGGAAGGGAGGCAAUUAAGAACCAUCAGUUCUGUCGUUUUUUUUUAUUUAACGGCCUUAAAAGGGAAAAAAGAGAAUGAUAAACGUUCGAGUAGAAAGAUGAGGCUCUUUUUCAUUAAUCCUAUAAUUCACGAUUACCGAAAUAUGACGUUAGAUAGAUAGACUAGCCAGACAGGGAAGGAGGGAUGGAGGAGUAAAUGAUUGAAAGAAGGAAUGUGUGUGUUUGUGUUUGUGUGUGUGUGUGUGUGUUUUUCUUUAUUAAUGUAGCUUUACUGGCUUUACUAGAUUAGAAAAUGACAAAAUGGGUAAUAACAACCAAUAACAUUUUGUUAUUUUAUAAUACCAAGUACCAAAAUAAGAAGGAUGAUAAUGAUAAUAAUCGUCGUAUAUAACUAGAAUGAAAAGGUUCUAUAAAAAGGUAGCAUUCUAAUAGUAAAGAGAAAAGAAUAGAAAAGGAAAAUAUUGAAACAACAUUGAAAAUAUGAAGGAAAAGAUGAAAGAGAAUUUAUGAUAGUCUCGGUUAAUGAGGUUUUAAUCAAAUCAAUCAUUUUUUUAAGCUUUGCGAAAGUAGAUUAAAUCCUCUUCCUUCUUUUUUUCUUUUUUUUCUUCAAAAUGUCAAUUAUAAUGGAGAAUAAGAAAAAGUAAAAGGCGUCAUCAGCGUCAGACGCUCGAAAAUCGUCGAUUAAUCAAUUUUUUCUCCUUGAAUGAAAAGAGAAUAAAUUGAUUAUAUUAAAGAAAGUCAGAAACAGUUGUAAUACAAAUGUGCAUUAUGUAUUAUAUAAGAAAUAACUAUAAUUCUUUCAUUGAAAAGCCUAGUUUUAACUAACGGAUUGUGAUUUUUUUUCAACAUUUCAUUCAUUAACAGCCUCGUAAAGCGUUCAUGGAGCAAUUAAACGCUGUUCUCGGAAGUGAAGAUAACUUACCUUCCUGCGUUCUCUUAGUUAAUACUUCGGAAGGUCAAGGCCAAAAAUUAUCGAAAUUAUUAUCAACGAACGCGGCGUUCAAGCUAAUCUGCACUCAUUGUCAAGCGGAAGUUAAAGCAACAUUGGCAUCUAUCGUAAAUAGGAUACAAAAAUUACGUAACGCUGGCCAAUUAUCUUACAACGAUUCUAAUCAUUCGUCAAAUUUCGGUUGCAACACGAAUUCCAGGGCUCCUAAUCAAAUUAGGAUUGUCGUUGCCGGAACUGAUGCUUAUAUGAAUGUUGUAUUAAGACCUUACGUGGAACAAUUUUCCGCCAAACCUCCAGAUUGGCAGGCCUAUGUCAAAUUUAUUUACAUACCGCUAUCUUGUACUUCCACCUUAGCCAAAUACCUAUCGACAAUCGACUCUCUAUACGCUAGCUUCUGCGAAGGCCUUUGGAAAGAGUUUUUCGACACGAAAGGCGAUAGUCCUGACUCGAACGAAAUUGUUAACAAGUUGCAACGGUACCUGGAGAAAUGUCAUCAUACUGUUCAAAUGCCAAUCGCUGAAGCUCUAAUUGUUCGUAAGGAUAAAUGCCAUUUGGCAUUUAAUUCGGAAGACGACUCGAACCGUAUCUCUGUACCAUUCAUCAUGGACGUUCGAGUUGGACCUAUCGAACUACCAAAUGUUAAUCUUUGUUCAGUUGACUACGAUGAAUCGUCAUCCUCCGUUGUAAUGGGACCAAACUCACCACCUAGUUCAACGUCAGGUAGCACGGACCGUCGACAAGAGCAUUCGCCACCUGGUUCACCAAACUUUAGUGCCAAUACAACAACCUCAAAUCUUAUGUCUCCUAGUGAUAAUAGAAUCGAAUUAAUCGACCUCCAAUUAGAUUACUGGCACCCAGCCUCCCUUGAAACUUGUAAGGAGAGGGAAAAAGAAAAGGAGAAAUCCUUUAAGAAAGAAAUAAAAUGCUCUUUAAAGACUCAAUUCAAAAGUGUGCUAAUAUAUAGACUGAUUCUUCCCAAUAAAAUAAAUGAUCCUCAUUUAAUAAGCCUAACCAUAGCAACAAAGGAAAAGUCGAAAAAAUUAAUGAGAAUUGGGAAGAAGAAUAAGGAAGAAUCAAAGACGCAAUUAAUGAUAAAUAGACUGGUGUGCACGACCAAAAGCCAAAGCCAGGCACUUUCUACUCAUAUAGACGGGCACGAAUGGCAGGCAGUAAAAUUCUUCCAGAUAAAUCCAUUAUGGCCGACUCACGUCAAAUAUUUACCAUUUUUAAUUGCAGUAGAUGAAUUCAGUUAUUCAUUGCCCAUUAAUAUAUCUUAAAGAAACAAUAUAACACAUACAACCAAACCUUAUAAACGCAUUCGUACGUACAAACAAACAAACAUUCAUUCAUUCAUUCAUACAUACAUAUUUACCUGCACACGUAUAUUUAUACAUUUACAAACAAAACAUUUGGUUUUAUUAUAUUAACGAUGGCGUUUUGGAUGGCAUUAAUGACUAUAAUAAGGAUGCGGAUGAUAAUGAUGAUGACGAUGAUGUUGAUGACGAUAACGAUGAUGAUGAUGACGACGAUGAUGAUGAUAAUAAUAAUAAUAAUAAUAAUAAUAUUAAUGAUAAUUAUGAUUACUAUGAUGAACAAAAAAAAAGACAAUGCUAUUAUUUUUUUUUCAAUUGAAUUUUCUAGUCUUUUCUCUGCCUAAUUUGUUUUUACAUAUGUAUUUGUAUUUGUAUUUAUGUGUGUAAGAGAGAAGGAGAGGAAAGAAAGUGGAGAGAGAGAGAGAGAGAGAGAGAGAAAGAGAGA